UUAGGGUUGUUAGUAGCAUCUAAUGCUUCGAACGAUACACUUACUUCAAAGAUAAUCUUUAUUUUCAUAUUCUCACGUUCAAUGUUACAUUUGAUUGGAAAUAAUUCUUAAUAGAAUAGAAGAAUAAUUCUUCUUUUGAACAAUUAAAAUAUACCGUAAAAAAGUUCUGCUAGUGAUAUUGCGAAGACUGAUAAUAUAAGACCCAACUGUUCGAAGGUACUUGAUCGUUCGAUCUUUCCUAAGGCGAAGUGUUAAGUAGGACAAAUUAUACCGCAAAUAUUGAAAAUGCACGUACUACGAUGGACAUUCAAACUUUUCAUCGCCAGCGGAUAUUUUCUACCGCCCACGUUGAAGUCUCCGACGAAACGCUUUCUCUAUAAUUUAUAUACGGUCUUCGUGACGUUGUACAUGUGGAGUUACUCUCUCACGCUAAUCAUGUACAUUUGCUACAACGUGGAAACGCAGGACGAUUUGAGUGAGAAUUUUGGCAUAACUGUCACGGCACUUAUCACGAGUUGCAAACUUAUGAGCUUAGUCAUAGGGCGAAAAACUAUCAUAAAUAUGUUGGAUCUACUGAAGAAGAAGCCCUUUGUGCCAGAGAACAAUGGGGAAGUAGCAAUUCACGCGAAAUACGACAAUCUAAUCGAAAAAGUCGCGAUGUUUUAUACGAUCCAAGCCGCAUUUUGUGCGCUUGCUUUAGUAGGAACGACAUUGGUCAGUGACUUUAAAUUGAAAAAAUUAAUGUUCCGCGCUUGGUUUCCUUUCGACUUCACCUCCUCGUGGUUUGCGUUUUCUAUAACGUUCAUCUAUCAGUUCGUGGGUUUAGUGAUCAUAGCCAUUGGUGUCAGUAUGUUCGACACGUUUUUCGCCGGCUUGUUGCUUCAAAUCUGUUGUCAAUUCGAGAUACUGGUGAAUCGCCUGCACAAUAUCGGAGGAGAUGAAAUUCAAUCGUUAAAACACUGCGUUUGGCAUCACAAUAAAAUAUUCAGGUUCGCCGAAAUAGUAAACAAUUUUUUUAACAAAAUGAUGUUCGUGCAAUUUAUGGUAAGCGCAGUCGCGAUAUGCUUUACACUUUAUCAACUAACAGAAGCAAACGACAGUUUGCAAAUAAUAGGAUGGAUAUCGUUCAUGUUUUCCGCUUUAAUUCAAACUUUUUACUUUUGUUGGUUCGGAGAUGCAGCGAAAGUAAAAAGCCUCGAUAUUUCUAAUAUGGUAUAUAAUAGCGAUUGGCCAAAUUUGAGCAACGACGCCAGGAAGAUGCUUGUGAUAAUCAUGGCACGUUCAUUGACACCUGUCGAGAUUACAAGCGCCUAUAUUCUACCCAUGAAUUUGGAAUCUUUCAAAGGUGUCAGUAUCUAUAUAGAAAUACAUUAUUUGUACAAACGUAGAUUGAAAACAAUACUCGGCAAACUGAGUAAUUCGCCGUCGAUUUGGGAAAAAACAAUUCUCCCAAUUUUGUAUAAUUUCUGUAUAACUCUGAUAAGACUCACGCUACAAUUUUCACGUGUUCUACUUUCGAUCGCCGGUUGUUUGCCACCAAGUUCGUGGACAUCACCGUUCACAAAAUCUUUGUACAAAUUUUACACGUUGUUCGUGUGGCUUCUAAUAUUAUCUCUCGUGUCCGCUCAGAUUUUAGAUAUAAUUAUAAAUGUGGAAAAUCAGGACCAAUUCAGUGACAACUUUUACAUCACUCUCGUGGUAUUCGUCAGCGGCUGCAAAUUGAGUAUUAUGUUAAAGCAUCGUGAAAGUAUCUUAUCUUUGAUCGAGAGCCUCGAACGCGAACCUUUCUCGCCGAUGAACCACGAAGAAGAGAAAAUUCAAAUGAAAUUUAACAAAACAAACGAACGAAUUGCAAUUUGUUACACGAUUCUGGUGGAGGUGGCUGCGAUAUGGAUAUUCGUAAGAGCGUUCCUCACGGACUUCAAGAAGAGAAAACUAAUCUUUCGAGCUUGGCUACCGUACGAUUAUUCGGAGCUGUUGCCAUACACGUUCACUUACACUUACGAAGUUGCCACUUCGUUGCUGUGCUCUUGUCAAAACGUUGCCAGUGACACGCUGUUCGCUGGCUUGCUGAUCCAAAUUAACGGCCAGUUCGAAAUACUCGAGGAACGUCUGAGAAACAUCGAGGAGGACUCGAAUUAUUCGGCGAAGCAGUGCGUCAAACAUUAUCAACAAAUUUACAAAUUCUCUAAAACGGUGAACGAGAAAUUCAAAAUAAUACUUUUCUUGCAAUUUUGUACGAUCGCAUUUACGCUAUGCUUUAAUCUCUACCGAAUGACCAACAUAACGAUGCUUUCUAAAUUUCUGGAGGCGUCGCUUUUCCUAAUUCGCAUUAUAGCGCAGAUACUGUAUUAUUGUUGGUUCAGUAACGAAGUGAAAUUGAAGAGCCUUCAGGUGCCUGCCAUGAUAUUUAAGAGUAAUUGGGCAUCGUGGGAUACGAAAACAAAGAAGAUUCUCCUAGUGAUCAUGACACGAGCGACACAUCCUAUAGAAUUUACGAGUGGCUACCUGGUAACAUUGAAUAUCGAUUCUUUCGUAGCGCUGAUUAAAACCUCAUAUUCAGUUUUUAACUUGCUGCAACAAACUAAAUGAAGAUACGAAGUGGAAGAGCAGCGGAUCUUGACAUUAUGUCUUUGGAUUUUUCCGGCUGAGUACGUUCUGCAAAUGUACCGAGACAUGUAGAGUACAUAGCAAUAAACUUUAUAUCGUGAAACGCUAAUCCAUAAAUACUUGCCGGAUCAUAGAGGAAAUACGUUAGACGUUGGUCCUGUCUCACCUAUUGGAAAAGCAUACGCAUACGAUGCUCCACUUUUCAGUAAAAAUUCUCUCAACCAGUUUAUGGAAACUAUCUUCCGGUCGUUCCGUUUUAUGAAAUACUAUCGAAGGUAAAUAUUGGUAUCGCGUCAG
This is a messenger RNA of Bombus pyrosoma, 2907 nucleotides long. RefSeq lists its product as uncharacterized. Gene Ontology annotation, biological process: sensory perception of smell; detection of chemical stimulus involved in sensory perception of smell. The transcript has 9 exons. The record is from RefSeq and is a predicted model, not a curated record. Gene Ontology annotation, cellular component: plasma membrane. Gene Ontology annotation, molecular function: odorant binding; olfactory receptor activity. Lineage: Eukaryota; Metazoa; Arthropoda; Insecta; Hymenoptera; Apidae. The coding region runs from base 286 to 2592 and encodes 768 amino acids.